AUGAAUCGCAAAAUACAGACAAGAACGGCCCCGUCAUCUGGCGAGGGGUCGAAACGGAGGAAGAUUGUCGCUUGCAAACGAUGCCACUCUCACAAAAUCAAGUGCUCCGGCGACCAGCCCUGCGCAAAAUGUUGCACCGUGGGUUGUGCAGAUGAAUGUAGCUAUCCUUCACCAGACCCCCAGGUCAAGGUCAGUGCAAGCACGGAAAACCGACGCUCGAAGCAACAAUCGGCAUCCUCGGCAAACGUGACCGAGCCCGGGCCGACGCGGCCUGCAGAUGGGGCAGCACCAGAUGAAAGCAAUACGAGUGUGCGAAAUCCUCUCAUUGGGGAUAGGGCAUGGUUUCAUGCUUAUGGCCCUUCGGCACCCCCUAUCUUUGUGGGCGAGGCCGCUUGCACCGCAUUUGCCACUCGAUUUCGUCAGUUCUUAACAGGAAGUAGUGCGACAGCUCAUAUCGCGCGAACGCAGUAUGUCAGAGAGGAGAAUCUCGCAGUAGCCAAUUCGGGCGAGAUACAAUGGCCGGGUCUCCCGCAGGCACGUUUGCUGGUCCAGAUUGCGCUUCGACAGAUUGGCUGCAUCUACCACGUUCUGCUCCGCAAGUCAACCCUGGAGAAACUGGAGGAAAUCUACCGGACUAAGGAUUUCGAGUGUACUGUGAACCAGUGCAAGUUCUUUGCCUUGUUUGCGUUUGGAGAAGCAUAUUCCAUGCGAAGCGAACCGUCGUCGGGAUCUAGGGUCCCGGGCACUUCGUACUUCGCCCGCUCCUUGAGUUUGGCGCAAGUACUCCCGGAGCGGACCAGUGUGUCACUAUUUUCCUACUAUCUCAACCGCCGGCAUUCGGCAUAUGUGUUGAUCGGCAGUGCCCUGCGCUUAGGAUUAUGUAUUGGUUUAAACCACAAUAUUCCCGAGUCCCAGCUCAUUGACCCAGUGGAGCGUCAACACCGGAUACGGAUCUGGUGGACGAUUUACAUCUUCGACCGUAUGUGGGGGUCAAAAAUGGGGUUCCCAGCCCAGAUUCUGGAUGAUGAUAUCCAUCUUGAUAUGCCCUCGAGCAUCCUGUCUACAGCGCUAUACGAGGAGCAAUUCUCAGACGCGGAGUACCUCAAAGCGAAUAUCAAGCUGGCCCGGAUGGUCGGCGAGACGAUCGCCAAACUAUACAGUCGACGCCGGUAUAACGAGACAUUCCUGCAACGAGUACAGAAACUCCUCAAAGCAUUAAAGAACUGGGUCGACACCCUACCAGAGCAUCUGCGACUCAAUGUCGAAGAGCCCGAGAUGAACCGCAAGCAUAUCACCUCUCUACACCUUGCCUUCAACCAGUGCGUCAUCCUGACUACCCGCCCAACGCUGCUACAUCUCCUCAGACUCAACGAAAGCGACACUCCAAGUGCCCGCAACCCUGAAAGCAUCUCGCAGCCUGUGCUCACGCUAGGAGAAGCCUGCAUCUACGCGGCCCGCCAUUCGCACUCCCUCAUCGUCUCCAAAUGGAUCAACGGCUCGCUCCCUGUAUUCGGCUACUUCCACGCCCAGUACCUUUUCUCCUCUUCCUUGAUCCUCGCCAUGUCCAGUUUCGUCCCCAUCGGCAGCCCCACAGACCUGGGGGCCUUCGAAACGGGCCUCGAAGUCCUCUCAUCCAUGAGCGAGAACGGGAACCUCGCCGCCUCGGAAUUCUACCUAAACCUCGAACAGGUCAAGCAUUGUCUUGACCGGUACGGCGCUGAGCGACAGCGCCGCGCAAACCAACCAACCCAACGAAACCAGACCCUCACCAGCACCGCCGUCGGCCUGGGUACGCAGAAUCCUGCAACGUCUGCGUCUCAAUUACGCAGCUAUCCAGGCGUUCCAUCAUCCCAUGCGGCUGCAAAUAAUAGCCCGGCCGCAGUGUUGGGCCCCGUAGCCGGACUAAACAUGAACCCCGUAGGAGAAUACUCUCACUCUCAUCCUCAUCCUCGGUCCCAACAGCCAGGCCCGGAAGAUGGAAUCGCCUUCCGAGAGCUAGCCGGUGGGUUUACAACGGCAAUGGCAUUCAUGGAGCCAACGAUGCAGGAUUUCCUUGCCCAGUCGGAUCUUGACCUGGGGUUGAUGCAUCCCGUGGACCCAUUUAUGACUGAGUCCGAGAAUUUAUAUUCCACUCAUGGGAUGUAG
Molecule: messenger RNA, 2145 nt
Organism: Aspergillus ochraceoroseus IBT 24754
Lineage: Eukaryota; Fungi; Ascomycota; Eurotiomycetes; Eurotiales; Aspergillaceae
Product: transcription factor domain-containing protein
Exons: 5
Coding region: 1-2145 (714 amino acids)
Biological process (GO): DNA-templated transcription; positive regulation of transcription by RNA polymerase II
Cellular component (GO): nucleus
Molecular function (GO): DNA-binding transcription factor activity, RNA polymerase II-specific; zinc ion binding; sequence-specific DNA binding
Source: RefSeq, a predicted model, not a curated record